AGCAGGGAGCAUAUAUAUCGAGAGGCUUCUCGUUGCCUUCACCAGCAUCUGUGUCUCCAUCGCCACCCUUCCCUCUUUCCAACCUUUAGAGACUCCGUUGCAUCUUGCCUCUGCCGUGCUGCUGACCUGGAGUCGCUGCACACCAAGCCAAUCACUGCUUUCGCAAACCGAUCCUCGAUCUGUGCAUCUUCACGUGUGCAAUCCUCACAGCGCGAACUUUUUGAGAGCAAUUCUCAUCGGCCACGAUCAUAGCGAAGAUGUCUUCCUCGCCCAACCAGCACCACCGUAACCUCGUCGGCACCAAGAUCGCCUCGGGCCGUCUUGAACUCCUCUCGAUCCUCGGACUCGGCGCAUACGGUGUUGUUUACCUCGCCCGUGAUCUGCAACAUCCUCUGCAGCAAGGUCCUUUCCCAAGCACUUCCUCGGGCCAAAACCAUCCUGCUGCAGCCUUGCUCGCCAGUGGCAAUGGUGCCGCCACAGGCUUCUACGCUGUCAAGUGCCUCAAUCGCACGGGCCUCGAUGCACGGCAGAAGUCCUUCCAGCGGCGUGAGAUCGCGCUGCACACCAUGGCAUGCAAGCAUCCGGGUGUUGUCAGUCUUUACCAGGUGCUAGAUGACCCUCUGUGCAUCUAUGUCGUCAUGGACUAUUGCCCUGACGGCGACCUGUUCAGCAUGAUCACUGAACACCAGCGCUACGCUCUCUCCGUGCCACGGACUCCCAAGUUCGUCGACGGCAACGGUAUUACCCGUUAUGCUGACGAGGAAUUUUCCUACGUCCAAGCGCGCCAUGACAUGGAUCAGCUCGUCAAGAGCGUCUUUGACCAGAUCAUCGAUGCUGUCGAAUAUUGUCAUCGUCUAGGCAUCUACCACCGAGACCUCAAGCCAGAGAACAUCCUUUGUCUGGAAAACGGAGCUCGGGUCGUACUUGCCGACUUUGGCCUGGCGACGGCCGACAAGUUCAGCAGCGACUUUGGCUGUGGGAGCACGUUUUACAUGGGCCCAGAGUGCCAAGGUGGCAUCACUACGCGGUUGCGGAAUUACAGCACGGCUGCAAACGAUGUCUGGUCGCUCGGCGUCAUCCUCGUCAACCUCGUCUGCGGCCGCAACCCCUGGAAGCAGGCGUGCGCAGGCGAUGAGACAUUUUGCGAGUACCUUCGCAAUCCGGAUUUCCUCAAGGAGAUCCUUCCCAUCUCGGACUCGCUCAAUGCUGUCCUCAAGCGUGUCUUUUCACCGUUCGCCGAGAAGAGGUGCACCUUGCAGGAGCUGAGGCAGCUCGUCAAGGACAUCCCUCGCUUCACUGCCACCACCUUCGAACUUAAGCAACGGCAAGAAGCAGUACGACUGGCAGCUGCCAAGGCACACGCUACCCACGCCGCGCUUAACCAGCAGGCUCAAGCACAGGCUAAGGCACAGACACAGGCUCAAGCUCAAGCACAGGCUCAAGCACAGGCUCAAGCACAGGCUCAAGCACAGGCUCAAGCACAGCAGCAAUAUCAGGCAGCUGCGACUUCCGCUAUCGUGCAUCAGAACUACGCUCCGUCACCGCCACGACGCAACGUCAAGCAGUCGAGAGCGCAGGAGACGGACUACCACGCAGCGCGGAUAGCAAAUUGGGAAGCAGCUGGCGAGCGUGCCCGCGCGGAGAAGCACGAAGAGUCCAGGCAAUCGACACCGACGCUUCCACGAGCAACAGAUAUGCCACCGUCUCCCGAAGACACGAUGGGGAGUGACGGAGCGAGCUCGGAGUAUGAUGAUGACGAGUCCAGCGAGCAAUGGAGUAGUGGUGUAGAAGAGGAUCCAGCUACAGUCGCCACCGCUGAGAAUGCACUGUCGUCCUCGUCAGGCUCGCCGUCGUCGCCAGCGACAGACUUUAGCGGAGGCGCUCAAGUCGACUGGUCUCAGCAUCCGAUCGCAGCUACACCUGCAAGGGUCCGACGUUCGAUUAUCUCGGAUUCUUCUGCCUCUGAUGGCCAACAUGCCCCGUCGAGACCUCUGCACGAUGACACGCUGCAGUCCCCCGACAUGUCAGACGAGGGCAUGACUCCCGAUAGCGCCUCAAGUCGCAGUGGGUCUGGAGAGUCUCGCCGGAGCUCGGUGUCGUACACUGGUCUACCGCCUACACCCCGCUUUGCUCCUGAGCAGCCUCUGCACAGUGAUGGCGGCGACAAGGCAUCAUCUGGCAAGCCCGUCACUGCUCUACCUCAGCUCGCCUUUGUCGACGCCCUCAGCACCUCCAGAACGCCGCACAUUGCGCAUGCCGAAGAAGUCUCAUGCAUCUCCCCCGCUGACGGCGCCAAGAAAGGUGCAAUCAACAUCAAUCCUCAGUCCAAGAGCUCGGCGCUGAACUCCGGCAACCCGCAUUCUCGCUGGGUGCGCCGUGGACUAGAGGAGAUGCGACUUGAUUCCUCGCAAGCCUCUCGCGCCUCGCGACCGUAUAUUGGCGCCGGUUCUAGCAGCGAGCUCAGCAGUAGCGAUGAUGAAGGCGCCGCAGGACGCAGCGAGAGCAUUGUGUCACAAAACUAUACAUUCUCAUUUGAGGACUGCAGCAUUAGCGCCGCCACUCCGCACGAGCCGGCCCAGCAACAGCAGGCAUCUUCACCGCAGCACGGACGCCUCCCUUCGCUGCAAGCUCGCAGGGCCAAGCUGACUUCGCCGCUGCACAUCGGCAAGCUUGGCUUCAAUCCCGAGACCUUCCUCCAGCACCGUCGUCUAACUCGCGCAGCUGGUGCCAGCGCCGGCACAAAGUAACCAAUAUUUUCCAACUCAUCUUUAUUCUCUUUGACUAUAUUCCUUUACAUGCAUGUCGCCAGCGUCAGGAUGUUUCCU
Messenger RNA from Tilletiaria anomala UBC 951, 2825 nucleotides. Its product is annotated as kinase-like protein. The record is from RefSeq and is a predicted model, not a curated record. Gene Ontology annotation, biological process: protein phosphorylation; intracellular signal transduction. The transcript has 2 exons. Bases 258 to 2747 code for a protein of 829 amino acids. Gene Ontology annotation, molecular function: ATP binding; protein serine/threonine kinase activity. NCBI's taxonomy places the organism in Eukaryota, Fungi, Basidiomycota, Exobasidiomycetes, Georgefischeriales, Tilletiariaceae.